Molecule: messenger RNA, 1041 nt
Organism: Kluyveromyces marxianus DMKU3-1042
Lineage: Eukaryota; Fungi; Ascomycota; Saccharomycetes; Saccharomycetales; Saccharomycetaceae
Gene: MRS4
Product: mitochondrial RNA-splicing protein MRS4
Exons: 1
Coding region: 1-1041 (346 amino acids)
Biological process (GO): iron import into the mitochondrion
Cellular component (GO): mitochondrial membrane
Molecular function (GO): ferrous iron transmembrane transporter activity
Source: RefSeq, a predicted model, not a curated record
AUGUCUAGCUCGCAGCCAGCUGCACUAGGAGCUCCUGAAGUACCUGAAGUCCAGGAGAUUGAAAUAGACUAUGAAGCUCUGCCAGAUACAGCUCCUCUCUCGUACCAAUUGCUUGCUGGUGCGUUUGCCGGGAUCAUGGAACACUCGAUAAUGUUUCCAAUCGAUGCGUUGAAGACGAGAAUGCAGGCAGUAUCGGAGAUGAAGGCGGCCGCAGCUUCCUCUGGGUCAGCAGCGGCAGCAUCAGCAGCAGUACGUGGCUCGAGCGUCGCACGCGCAGAUACCAUUUUGCAGCAGAUAUCGAGGAUAUCGUCGACAGAAGGAUCUCUCGCGCUAUGGAGAGGUGUGCAAUCGAUGGUGAUGGGCGCAGGUCCAGCACACGCGGUAUACUUUGCGACAUACGAGUUUUGCAAAGAGAACUUGAUCGAUGCGAAGGAUAUCAACACACACCAGCCCCUAAAAACGGCAAUGAGCGGUGUCGCGGCCACGGUAGCUGCGGACGCAUUGAUGAACCCGUUCGACACAAUUAAACAGAGACUCCAGCUACAGUCAAAGAGCAAGGACUCGUCGAUGUGGAGAAUGGCAGCUAACAUCUACAGAAACGAGGGUGCCAAGGCAUUUUUCUACAGUUAUCCAACUACGUUGGCCAUGAACAUCCCGUUCGCCGCAUUGAACUUUGUCAUUUACGAGUCCAGCACAAAAUUCUUCAACCCAACUAAUGCAUAUAACCCUUGGAUCCACUGCCUCUGCGGUGGUAUAGCGGGUGCCACUUGUGCUGCAGUCACUACACCUUUGGACUGCAUCAAAACAGUGUUGCAGGUCAGGGGAAGCGAUUCGGUCCAUAUCCAGUCGUUUAAGAACGCAGACACCUUCAAAAAGGCAGCUACUGCCAUAUGGCAGACGUACGGCUGGAGAGGAUUCUGGAGAGGCCUACAGCCAAGAGUCAUCUCCAACAUCCCUGCCACCGCCAUCUCGUGGACCUCUUACGAGUUUGCAAAGCAUUUAUUGUUCGAUAAACAUGAACCUUCAUUACAAAACUUAUAA